This is a messenger RNA of Mobula hypostoma (lesser devil ray), 4468 nucleotides long. RefSeq lists its product as uncharacterized. The record is from RefSeq and is a predicted model, not a curated record. The transcript is spliced from 2 exons. NCBI's taxonomy places the organism in Eukaryota, Metazoa, Chordata, Chondrichthyes, Myliobatiformes, Myliobatidae. Bases 696 to 3515 code for a protein of 939 amino acids. Gene Ontology annotation, molecular function: zinc ion binding; nucleic acid binding.
GGAACUAUCCUGUGUGUAAUCGCCAGAUAAACACCAACCCCCGCCCCCACACCGGACUCAUUGCACAAUCCUUUGCCGAUAAAGGAAUAUCUUAGAAUGAUAAAAUCACGAAGAAUAAUAGCGAUCACAAUGUAGAGAUUUUCUCCCCACCCCCAGAAAACUGCUUCUCUCCACAUUCCCUAAAGCAUUGAUUGCAGUAUUCGAACAAGGAUUUAUCAUUGGCAGUGCGCCAAUGCCGUCUGAUUCCCCCCGCUCCCUCCACGCAAUUCAUCAGCGCGGCGGCAGCGGUACGAAGUCGUUCGAACUGAGUAACAGUUACAAAAUUUUCCAUUUCGAUGAUCAGAGGAUUGAUUCUGCCUAUUUAAACCCGAUUAUUUCUGAGGAGUAGCAGACGAAAAGCUCACAUGAAAACCAUUUUGGGCUGUUUCUUUUAAAGAGUGUGUGCUGAAACAGCUCCCCGCAUCGCUCUUGCAGACAAGCUGUUCCAGGCUCGACUUUCUGUUGUUCGGUACGGAGACUUAAUUUUCUAGUACUCCAGACUCCAACUGAGUGAUCCAUUUCUGCUGGUUUGGCAACCCAGUUACGGGGUACGUAACAUAAGUGGGGGCUCGUCCGGGAUUUUGAACGCUAAAUUUGGGACGGAGUAAAUUGAUUGGGUUAAAAUUCCCGAAAGAAAGAAAAGACAAACAGCAGAAAUGGAGGUUGAGGAAUUUAUAAAGGCGCCGACCUUGGAGGCAUUAGAGGAUGCCAGGAAAUCGGAAUUGAUAGCUGUGGCAAAACGGGUGAAUCUUGCUAAGGUGAAGUCGACAAUGAGGAGAGAGGAGAUACACAGAGCUAUUGUAGAGCACUAUGUAUCUAAAGGUGUGUUUCCCCAAGGUGAGCUGGGGGAGGUGUCUAUUGAAAAACCUGCUGGAGACGCGGUACAGGUACAGCUUGAAAAACUGAGACUCGAGCACGAGUUCCGGGUACGGCAGUUAGAACACGAAGAGAAGCAGUUAGAAAGGCAGGAGAGAGAGGUAGAAAGGCAAGAGAGAGAGAGGGACAGACAGUUGGAGAGAGAGGAGAAACAGAGGGAAAGGGAAUUUGAGCUGGAGAAGUUAAAGAUAAGGGCCGAGCAGGGGCUCGUGCCGAACCAAGGUGGAGGGUUCCGGGCGACCCAGGAGGUUAGGCUGGUUCCCCCAUUUGACGAUACCGAUGUGGAUCGGUACUUUCUCCACUUCGAAAAGGUAGCUAUAAGUCAGGAAUGGCCGAGGGAUAAGUGGGUUGUCUUACUUCAGAGUGUACUGAAAGGGAAAGCCCAACAAGCUUACUCAGCUUUAUCCGCGGAAGAUGCCCAGAGGUAUGAGGUGGUGAAAGAGGCCAUCCUCAGGAUUUAUGAGUUGGUCCCGGAGGCAUACCGGCAGAGGUUCCGGAAUGCGAGGAAGCGGUGGGACUGCACGUAUUUGGAGUUUGCUCGUGAGAUGCAAACAUAUUGUGAGCGUUGGUGCGCCUCGAAAGGGGUAGAGGGGGAUUAUGACAGACUGCUGCAACUGAUUCUGAUUGAGCAGUUUAAAGGUUGUGUCCCUGAGGGUAUGAGACCCUACCUCGAUGAGAAAGAGGCAGCCACGUUAGCCGCAACUGCUAAGUUAGCGGAUGAGUAUGCGUUGACGCAUAAAAUGAAGGUUGCCCCGAGUAAAGGCUACCAGAAGGGUAGUCAGGACGGCGGGGAGAGUCCACCGGAAAAGUCAGAAAGUAAGCCGGGGACUAGUGAAAAGGAUAAGGUAGACCGGGAGCAGUCUGGUAGGAAGUCUCCUGGGGUCGUCUGUUAUAAUUGUGGGAAAGUCGGACACUUUGCGUCCAGGUGCUUUGCCCCAAGAAAGGAGACGGGGAAAGGAAAAGCAGAAAUUUGGAAUGGCUGUAUUGAGCUGUUAAGCGAACCGCUAGGGAAGGACAGGUCUGAAAAAGUCCAGGAAGGGCGCGAGAGGUUUAUCUCGGCCGGACUGGUGUCAGUGAAAAAGAGGUUAAAACCAGUUCCAGUGCGGAUCUGGAGAGACACGGGAGCGUGUCAGUCACUAAUACUGAAGAGUGUAUUAGAGUUUAGCUCAGAGACCCAGACUGGGGAGGUAGAGGUCAAAGGUGUUGGGGAAGGGACAGAGUCAGUCCCUUUGCACCAGAUACAUUUACAGAGCAACCUGGUCUCUGGAGUAGUCACGAUCGGGGUGAGGUCCGAGUUACCAAUGAAAGACGUGGAAGUCUUGCUCGGUAAUGACAUCGCCGGAGGAAUCGUGUUCCCAGUCGUGAGAUUGACGGGUCAGCCUGCCAGCAUGGAGGCCCCGCCCGCGAUGGUGAAUUUGGCUGAAACAUUUCUGCCAACCUUGUAUGAGACAGGGUGUAGUGAGAUAAGAGGUAGUGAGGGAGCUGGGACGGACGUAGCAGUAGCCAGGAAAGAAUUUGUGCAGACGCAGGAGCGAGACGAGGGGCUGAUGGUUUUUGCCGAGACCGCUCUCUCUGACUCAGCCUUGACAAGGGAACUAGUAGGCUAUUGUGCGGAUGAGGAAGUGCUAAGGAAGAAAGGGAAAUCAAGUACAGUACCCGCAGAUGAGGAAUGGGGGGUGGUGCAAAAGAGUUAUGGGGAUGAGGUUUUUAACAUGGCCCACGAGGUACCCCCCGGUGGACAUUUUGCGGUGCUGGAGGAAACAGUUGGUGGAAUCAUGAAAGAGAGUUACCGGCUGCCCAGGGGGAAAAAUGUUAUUGAUCAUGACCGACGCGAACUGAGACGGUCACCGGCUUUUGAUAUGCUAACAAACCUAGUCGGUGUUAGCGUGGAAAUCAAUGAAGCUAGGGGCCCCUUGAUAAGAGGAAAAAACCAUUUUGAAAAGAUUAGGAUGGGAUCGGUCAGAUGGGAGAAGGCUAUUGUUUUGGCCAGGUCUACUGAUAAGGUCUCUCCCUUAAUCCCCGAAGGAGUAAUUAAACGACUCGCACCCAUGUGUUUGAUUGUCCCGAGGAAAUGCAAAGAACUGGGACGUUGGGUUAUGUCGGUUACAAUAGGGCGGCCAAGUAAACAACACCCAUAUUUUUCGAGUAAUUCAGUGACUAAAGGGCUGAUGACCACAGAGGUGUGUAUUGGCAAUUUAAUACGGCUGUCUGAAGCCAGUCUGAUAGUGAACCUUGAAAAAAAUGAAUUCGGCCACACGAGAGUCACCUACCUGGGAAUUGUGGUGACACAGGGGCAGCUGGCAGCGAUGCAAGCUGCAGUGCAGGCUAUCGCUGACCUCCCCACCCCGACAGACAAGAGGGCCCUCAGAAGGCUCUUGGAGAUGGUGGGGUACUGCAGGAAGUUUUGCAAUAACUCUGCGGUCAAUACCCGUCCCCCUCCUACUAAGCCCUUGCGAGAGAAAACUGAGUCGGAAUGGGACGACCCUUGUUAUUGUGGUCCGGGACAAAACCAAAUGAGAGGUUACAUUGGUCGCAAUUCAUCAGUGUUUUUGGCCACUAUGAAGUUUGCUGAGUUGGAGCCUGGUCUAAGGGAUUAUUAAUAACACGUGUAAAAGGAACAGAAAAUGUGAUGACUGUCUGUCAAGGUGUUGACAGCUUCAAAUUCUCUGUAUUAGCUAAAUAACUGUUAAAGAUGUAUAUUGUGUAUGUAUCAGAUAAUGUAGUCAUGUUUGUAAUUUUUACCUCCCGGUAAAAAUCCUUAAAGGGGGGAAGUGUUACGAGAAUACACAUAAAAUUAAGAUGUUUGCUGGCCUGGGCUAGCAUCAGUGGCAUCAGCAGUUGGUCUGCCACCUGCCCUCAGGGGAAGGAGAGAUAAGGAACAAUGGAGCAGCGUCUGGAGAUGUGUAAUGAAGGGAUGUGGGAGGAAGAGCUGUCUGGAGCGGCUCCCCCCUUUGAACCCUGAACUGUUUGAAGUGAUGGACAGGCGAUACCCCAGCAGGGGGAUAAAAAGGGACAGGUUCGCUAAGACAGACACACACGCCACCCGAGGUAACGAGACCCUGGAAGCGGUGCGCCUCUCACGAGUGAUGAGAAGUACCGGACAACGCACAGGGUGGAAAGGUACGAUCAGCGGGAACCCGGGGUGUGUCCGCCCUUGCCUGGGUGCCGGGUUCACUGCAGAGGAUCGACCGCAUCUGGAGGAGGGGUCACAGUCGGUGACCUCAGGUGACAUCACCAAGGACCCGCCCAAAUGCUGUUUGUGAGCCAUCCCGCUGGUCUGUGAGUGAAGCUGUUCUGAAUGAUCAGUUGUUCCUGUUCUAUCUCUGUCUCUCUUCCCCCACCUUGUCCAUCGCCAUGGCAACGAUUACUGCGAACUGAACUACAAACUGGACUGAACUUUGAGUCAUUUUGAAAUUGGUCAUUUAACCCCUAGACAACGAUAGAGCUUGAUUGAUGCUGUUAUCUUAAUUCUGUGCACAUGUGUUUAUCAUCACUGAACUGUUGCAUUUAUUAUCCUUUCGAUUACUGUGUUGCUUGUUUCUUUAAUAAAACU